Messenger RNA from Oryctolagus cuniculus (rabbit), 1340 nucleotides. RefSeq lists its product as uncharacterized. Lineage: Eukaryota; Metazoa; Chordata; Mammalia; Lagomorpha; Leporidae. The record is from RefSeq and is a predicted model, not a curated record.
GAGGAGGAGGAGGAAGCCGCCGGGCCUCAGGCACUGGGAACCUGUUACUUUUUCCGUCUCCCCACAAGGGCUGAUUCGAAUGCUUCUGGGUCACAUGGGCAGACCCAAGACUGCUGCAAAUGCAGCUGUGUGGUCUGAAUGGCUGCAGCCCAGAUUCCUGUCCCUUAGAGAACUGAGGGUUUCUGUGCCCGCCUGGCUGCGCCCAGAGCAGGGAAGGAGUGCCGGCAGCAGAGAGGAGGCCCGGGCUCCAGCAAGCCGCCAGGGAGCCGGAGUCCAGCACAGAGCUGGUGACACCCGAGAUGGGCACCCACAACAUGUCCUGGAUCCGGUACCCGAGCCAGGUGUCCCCGGCCGUGGAGGACGUCAUCGCCUCCCAGAGCGUCGUGGCCAGGUGCACCCAGGUCUACGUGGCUCUGUUUGUUCCGCUAAGCCUGGCCACUGGGCUCUUCAACCUGGCCACCUUGAUCCGGGAUCGCACCAGCCCGGGGGCCCCGAGCCUGCUCCUCCUGGGCCUCACGGUCACCAGUCUUCUGCUGACACUGUUGUCCCUGAGCGCCGCCGGCAGGCCCGACUACCUGCUCACCACCAACCUGGGCUGUGGAGUCCUCUCCUUCCUCUCCAACCUCUGCUACUUCAACGGCCAGUACCUGCAGGCAGCCAUGUGCGUCCUGUUCCUAAGGCCUGGCUCCUCGUCCUGCCUGCGCGUGGGGGGCCAGGGCGCCCGCAGGCCUGCACUGGGCCUGGCCGCCGUCCUAGGCUGUGCCUUCUGCAGCUCUCUGGUGCUGGUGGCCCUGCUGGGCACAUCGGGGGAGCUCCAUGACAGCACCUUGUGCCAGCUGGACCCACUGACGGCCUGGCCCGAGUACGAGAUCAUGAAGUUCAGCCUGGGCUUGGGGCUCGGGCUCGUCCUGCAGCUGGGGUGCUGUGUCCUGCAGGCCAUCCCAGCGGCCAGGCAGGCCACUCCGCCCCGCAGGGACGCGGCCUCUGCCUGGCCGGUCCUGCCAGCUCUUGCCCUGAACAUGCUUGUCUGCAGGCUGCUCUACAACGCCGCGCUGCUGCGCCGGGCCGGGCUGAAGCUGCAGGGGGACAUCGGCUCCCCCAGGGACGAGCUCCUCAUGAACCUGGCGGAGCUGCUCCUGGGUGGCGAGAGCUGUGCCAGCUCCCUGGCCACCCUGACCCUGCACCGGCCCUGCAGGCUGGCCCUGCUGCGCGUGCUGGAGCGGCUCACUCGCAGGUGCAGGCGACGAGGGGCUGAGGCCCAGGGCCCACCUGCCGGGCACAGCCACACUGCCAAGCGACAGAGUCCUUCUGGAGUUGCGGAGACGCCAGCCCUCGGCUAA